Molecule: messenger RNA, 767 nt
Organism: Solanum tuberosum (potato)
Lineage: Eukaryota; Viridiplantae; Streptophyta; Magnoliopsida; Solanales; Solanaceae
Product: transcription factor bHLH55-like
Exons: 2
Biological process (GO): regulation of transcription by RNA polymerase II
Cellular component (GO): RNA polymerase II transcription regulator complex
Molecular function (GO): RNA polymerase II transcription regulatory region sequence-specific DNA binding; DNA-binding transcription factor activity, RNA polymerase II-specific; protein dimerization activity
Source: RefSeq, a predicted model, not a curated record
CCCUAACUAACGUAUCUUCUUCUUUAUCAUCUUUCAAUUAAAAUACCAAAAAGAAGAUCUCAAAAUAUAUCCAUUAGAGCAUAAUUAGUUCAAUGGACAAUAAUUAUCUUUGGGAGAUCUUCACUAAUAACAAACAAAAUAUUAGUGAAGAUCAUGUUGAUCAUCACCACCACCUACUUCAGAUUCAGAUUCCUAAUUUCCAAUUAAAUGGAUUUUCCCAACAAGAUAAUCAAGAUCUCAUAAAGGAUCAUGUUGGUUCGUCAGUUAUUACGUCUCAAUUCCAAACAAGUUGUGAUCAGCUAUAUAAAUCUUCAACCGUCAGCACAAAUACUUCAAUUAUUACGCCUCAACUCCAAACAAGUAGUGAUUGUUUAUGUAAAUCUUUAUUCAGUACGAAAAGUACAAUUACGCCUCAGUUCCAGACAAGUUGUGAUCGGCUGUAUAAAUCUUCAGUCAACAGAAGUAGUACAUCAAUUAUUACGCCUAAUCAACUCCAGACAAGUUGUGAUCGACUAUAUAAAUCUUCAGUUAAUACUGAAAGUACUAAUCUUGAUAGGACUAAGGAGGGGUUAAGAAGUCAUGAUGAAUCAAAUAAGCUCAAGAAAGUUGUGCAUAGAAAUAUUGAAAGGCAUAGAAGACAAGAAAUGGCAAAUCGUGUUACUUCUCUAAGAUCUCUAAUUCCCAUUGAGUUCAUCAAGGGUAAACGUUCAGCAUCAGAUCAUAUGCAUGCAGCUGUGAAUUAUAUAAAGUAUCUUCAGAAGAAUAUA